CCGACGGAAAAACGGAUUUGCACGGAUUUUAGACAUAAUUUACACCGAGCGUUCAAAUUAUGCAGAUUAUCCGGUCUACUUGUAAAUUAUUCUUUUCAUCUAAAUUAUCUACCUCAAAAAUCGUCCCAAAAACUUUACAGAGAAGUAUGUCUUCUGAAGCUAAAAGACGGAGGCGUUUACAAAAUAAAAACGAAAGACUGGUAUGGGUAGACUUGGAGGUAAUCUAUACACGAUGUCAGGACUAGAUGUUGAAAAAGAACAUAUCCUGGAAAUGGCAUGUCUCGUCACUGAUGCAGAUUUGAACAUUAUUGCUGAGACAGAGGAUUUGGUAAUUCACCAGCCAGACAGUGUUUUGGACAACAUGGGAGACUGGUGUAAACAACACCAUGGGGAGUCAGGUUUAACAGAAGCUGUGAGAAAAAGUAAAAUAUCUCUAUCUGAUGCUGAAGAUAGAAUGCUGCAAUUUGUUCAAGAACAUACUGUAAAAAGGAAAGCCCCUUUAGCUGGAAACUCCAUACAUGCCGAUAGAAUGUUCCUAGUAAAAUAUAUGCCUCGUUUUAUUGACCAUCUACACUACAGACUAGUGGAUGUCAGCACCAUCAAAGAGCUAUCCAGAAGAUGGUACACGAGAGAAUUUUCAAAUGCACCAAAGAAGAAGUUGACACACAGAGCUCUAGACGAUAUCAAAGAAAGUAUAGAGGAACUUCAGUACUACAGGUACAAUAUAUUUAAACCAAUAGAGGAUGCCGAUCAGGAUAGGUCUGAACAAGAGAAGGGAGACAAUGGGACACAGGUCUGAUCCUGGACAAUAGGUCUGUGUAACUAACAUUUAAAAAUGUCUGUACAGACAGUAUGCUGCUAAGCCAGCAACCACCGAGGAACAAAAUGAUUGUAUAUGGCACUGCUUCAUCCUAAAUGAGAAAUGUAACAGUUUAAAUAUAACAGGGGUAUAUGGAUUUUCAUAUUCAUUAUUCUGGAGAAAUCAGAGUGGAAUAUAUAAAAGUCUGUUUGUAUUAGAAGUGGUUCAUGCAGCAUGUUAAUCUGGUGACUUGGAGUACCGGGUAGUGUGGACUCACAGGAAACAGCAUGUGUAUAUUUGACAAUUCAGUUGUCCCCAUUAUACUUGAAAAAAUGUUUGAAUUAAAACUGCCUGUGAAAUACUACAAUCCUUGUCAGCCUUGAUAGAAUUUUGUCAAAAUUAAAAAAGGAUAUUUUGUUACUAGAUUAAGUGAUAAAAAGAUUUAUAAAAUAAUGGCUAUAGUUCAGACUGUUUUUAAAGAAAACCUUAAAUUGUAUUUGAAUAAGCCUUGCAUUCAACUGCAAAGGCAUAAAAAUAAAUGGACUUACACUGUCACAGAGCUAAAAGGUCUACCCUUAUUUUUUAGCUCACCUGUCACAUAGUGACAAGGUGAGCUUUUGUGAUCACCCUUCGUCCGUUGUCAGUCUAUGCGUGUGUCCGUGCGUGCGUCAACAAUUUCUUGUCUGCACGAUAGUGGUUUCAUUUAUGAUUUUGUUUUAAUCAAACUUGUACACAACUUGUAUCACCAUAAGAUUUUGGUUCCUUUCUUGAACUGGCCAGAUCCCAUUAUGGGGUCCAGUUAUGGCCCCCGAAAGAGCAAAACUUAGCUAUUUUGACCUUGUCUGCACAAUAGCAGCUUUAUUUAUGAUUUGAUUUUUACCAAACUUGCACACAACUUGUAUCACCUUAAGAUCUUGGUUCCUUUCUUGAACCGGCUAGAUCCCAUAAAGGGUUUCAGAGUUAUGGCCCCGGAAAGGGCCAAUUAGCUAUUUUGACCUUGUCUGCACAAUAGCAGCUUCAUUUAUGAUUUGAUUUUAACCAAACUUGCACACAACUUGUGUCACCAUAAGAUCUCGGUUCCUUUCUUGAACCGGCUAGAUCCCAUAAAGGGUUUCAGAGUUAUGGCCCCUGAAAGGGCCAAUUAGCUAUUUUGACCUUGUCUGCACAAUAGCAGCUUCAUUUAUGAUUUGAUUUUAACCAAACUUGCACACAACUUGUAUCACCACAAGAUCUUGGUUCCUUUCUUGAACUGGCUAUAUUCCUGUAUGGGUUCCAGAGUUAUGGCCCCUUAAAGGUCCAAAAUUUGCUGUUUUGGCUUUUGCAGCCAUAUAGAGACUUCAUUUAUGGUUUGAUUUGAUACAAACUUCCAAAAUAUCUUCAACAACAAUAAAUCUUGGAUUCCAUGUCGAAUCUGUCAGAUCCAAUCCUAGGUUCCAGAGUUAUUUUAUAUCUUGAUUACCUCUCCUGAUUGUAAUCAAAAUGGAUUUAUAUCAGUAAGUACUUAUAGGACUUAUUUGAAAUUUCAUUAUUGUCAUUAGUUGGACUGAGUCAAUCGGGGUAGAUAACUAUGGACUGAUUUUAUGUCAAAUUACCUCCCUUUAUUUCAAAUUAAAAUGGGUAUAUAUCCGUAACUAAUGAAGAUACUGAUCAGAAAUUUCAUUUAUGUCAACAGAUGGACUUGGACAAUCAGUGAAGAUACAAAUUGACUGAAUUUAUGACAAAUUACCUCACUUUAUUUUUUAUCUAAAUGAAUACACCUUAGCAGCUUCUAAUGGUUUGAAAUGUUAUUUAUGUCUUCCAUGGUAAGAAAUAGUCAUAUUAGAUAACUCUUGAUUGAACAUUUAUCAAUAUGAAUAAUUUACUAAUAUAUUGCUGUAUAGGCUUGUACUUUGUAUCUUCUACAUGCAUAUACCAAUGCAUGAUUACCUCCCCUCAUUUUAAUAAAAAUGGAUUUAUCUAGGUAAAUAUUUAUAAAACUCAUUUGAAAUUUCAUUAUUGUCUUUAGUUUGACUGAGACAAUCAGGGUAGAUAGCUAUGGACUGAUUUUAUGUCAAUUUACCUCCCUUUGUUUCAAAUUAAAAUGGGUGUAUCUCAGUAACCAAUGAAUAUAAUGAUUUGAAAUGUCAUUUGUGCCAUCAGAUGGACUCGUACAAUCAGGGUAGAUAACUUUUGACUGAAUUUAUGACAAAUUACCUUCCUUUAUUUUAUGUAAACAAAUAUAUCUCAGCAGCAUCUAAUGAGAUUGGUUUUAAAUGUUAUUUAAGUCUCCAAGGGUGAGGAAAGUCAUGUUAGUACAAAAAUGCAGCAUUUGAGCCUGGGACCCUCAAACUUGGUAUGGAAAUUGGCCCUGACUAGGUCAAAAGGGACUGUUACAAGAAAAUGUUUAUCCUGAUGAUAUUUAAUCAUAAAUAUGUAUGCGUAUGUGCUCUAUGUCAAAACUUGAUCAUAUCAUUUUGAGCAAUGGUACUAAGGUGAGCGAUAUAGGGCCAUCAUGGCCCUCUUGUUUCGAUUUUCCUCAUUUUGAGCGAUAUAGGGCCAUCAUGGCCCGCUUGUUUCCAUUUUCCUCAUUUUAUAAACAACAUAAUAUCAUUUCACAGCAUUUAUGUUAAAUUAAUCUCUCAAAAGUAAGAAAAAAAGUAAGAUAAAGGGGACAGUUCACUUAAGCCUCAAAAUGGCCUUAAAUCUCUGAAUGAGGAAUUGUAAAUUUCCUUCCAUUAAUAACUGCUUGCAAUAUUUGCAAUAUAUUUAUUAUUGAAAAAAAAAAAAAAGUCAGAUUUAAAGAAAAAUGCUUCAAAAUUAUGGGUAUGGAAAACUUUCAAUUUUGAUAGAUAUUUUAUUAUAGCUGCACUCAUACUGAAACUGUUAAACAUUUUCAGUAUGAGCACAGGUGUUGUCCACAAUCAAAAAGUGAUAAGAAUUUCUGUAGGAGAAGUUGGACCUAUGGUCAAAUUUUUGUUGUUGUCUCUUACAUUGCUUGCUUCUAAAAGCUUCCCCAUAUGUCCCAAAUCUGGACAGAAAGUGUAUUUUCUUAACAAAUCUAUGAUUUCAGCAAUAUUUGGUGAUAUUUUUUUGAAGAAACAAUAAUUUUUUUUCGAAAAAAUUAAUUCAUUAUAGAGGAAAGACAUUCUGUUAGGAAACAAUGCAUUAAUUUUUCAACCAUUUAAAGACUAAAGUGAACCCUUUUUUUGUCGAGCCCGCUUGCGGAAGCGAAGACAUAGUUGUCCAAAUGGCUGUUCGGUGUAUUUGUCUGCGUGCGUCCGUCCGUCAGUGCGUGCAUGCAUGUGUCCGUCUGGACCAUAACUUUGACACGCAUAGAGCAAUCUUGUUUAUAUUUGGCAUGAAUGUUAACCUCAGUGAGACGGAGUGUCAUGCAUAAACCCCAGGUUCCUAUCUCAAAGGUCAAGGUCACAGUUGGAGGUCAAAGUUCAUGUCAGAUCUUGCGGGCCCAUAACUUUGACAUACAUUGAGGAAUCUUUUUAGCUCAUCUGAUUUUUUGAAAAAAAAUGAUGAGUUAUUGUCAUCACUUGAGCGGUUGUCGGCGUCGGCGUCGGCGUUGCCUGGUUAAGUUUUAUGUUUAGGUCAGCUUUUCUCCUAAACUAUCAAAGCUAUUGCUUUGAAACUUGGAAUACUUGUUCACCAUCAUAAGCUGACCCUGUAUAGCAAGAAACAUAACUCCAUCUUGCUUUUUGCAAGAUUUAUGGCCCCUUUUGUACUUAUAAAAUAUCAGAUUUCUUGGUUAAGUUUUAUGUUUAGGUCAACUUUUCUCCUAAACUAUCAAAGCUAUUGCUUUGAAACUUGGAAUACUUGUUCACCAUCAUAAGCAGACCCUGUACAUCAAGAACCAUAACUCCAUCUUGCUUUUUGCAAGAAUUAUUGCCCCUUUUGGACUUAGAAAAUCAGUUUUCUUGGUUAAGUUUUAUGUUUAGGUCAGCUUUUAUCCUAAACUAUCAAAGCUGUUGCUUUAAAACUUGCAACACUUGUUCACCAUCAUCAGCUGACCCUGUACAGCAAGAAACAUAACUCCAUCCUGCUUUUUGCAAGAUUUAUGGCCCCUUUUUGACUUAGAAAAUAUCAGAUUUCUUGGUUAAGUUUUAUGUUUAGGUCAACUUUUUCUCUUAAACUAUCAAAGCUAUUGCUUUGAAACUUGCAACACUUGUUCACCAUCAUAAGCUGACCCUGUAUAGCAAGCAACAUAACUUCAUCCUGCUUUUUGCAAUAAUUAUUGCCCCUUUUGGACUUAGAAAAUCAUUUUCUUGGUUGAGUAUUAUGUUUAAGUCGACUUUUCUCAUAAACUAUCAAAGCUAUUGCUUUAAAACUUGCAACAGUUUUUCACCAUCAUAAGUGGACACUGUACAUCAAGAAACAUAAUUCUAUCCUGCUUUUUGCAAGAAUGAUGGCCCUUUUUAGACUUAGAAAAUCGUGGGUAGGACAAUAUUUCUAUUACACAAAAAAAAUCAGAUGAGCGUCAGCACCCGCAAGGCGGUGCUCUUGUUUAUAUUUGGCAUAAAUGUUUAACUCAGUGAGAGGGAAUGUCAUGUGCAAACCCCAGGUCCCUAUCUCAGAGGUCAAGGUCACAGGGGUCAAAGGUCAUUUUAGAGCUUGUCCAGGCCAUAACUUUGAUAAGUAUGGAGCAGUCUUUUUUGUCUUUGGCGUAAAUGUUCACCACUAUGAAACCAAGUGUUGUGUGCAAACCUUGGGUCCCUAUCUCAAAGGUCAAGGUCACACUUUGGGGUCAAAGGUAAUUUUAGAGCUUGUCCGGGCUGUAACUUUGCCAUGCAUAAAGCAGUCAUUUUUUAUUUGGCAUAAAUGUUUGUCUCAAUGAGACAGAGUGUCAUGUGCAACUCCAAGACCCCUACCUCAAAGAUCAAGGUCAUACUUAGAGGUCAAAGGUUAAAACUUGGUGCUGUUAGUCCUUUUGACAACUGGCGGGCUCGACAUGUUGCCCGUGGGCAUCUAGUUUUAUAUGCCUGUUUUAAAAAAAAGGAUUUUUAUAUGAUGUUGCGUUUGUCUGUCCAUCUGUUGGUCUGUCUUAUUUUUCGUGUCCAGAGCAAAACUGUUUGAGGUAUUGACUUUAAAGUUGGUAUAUAGGUAGGUAGAGAUUAGACUAUGUGCAGAGCGCAUAAAGUAGGCCAUUAGGUCAAAGGUCAAGGUAGAAAAUGUCCCUCAUAUUUAAUGUCUGGAGCAUAACCUUAUAACUAUUAUAUAUAUAUAUAUUAUAUAAUUAUAUAAUACAUAAUAAUUAUACAA
Mercenaria mercenaria is the source of this 6046-nucleotide messenger RNA. RefSeq names its product probable oligoribonuclease. Gene Ontology annotation, cellular component: mitochondrion. The record is from RefSeq and is a predicted model, not a curated record. The coding region runs from base 203 to 799 and encodes 198 amino acids. The transcript is spliced from 6 exons. NCBI's taxonomy places the organism in Eukaryota, Metazoa, Mollusca, Bivalvia, Venerida, Veneridae. Gene Ontology annotation, molecular function: nucleic acid binding; 3'-5'-RNA exonuclease activity.